Molecule: messenger RNA, 294 nt
Organism: Lachancea meyersii CBS 8951
Lineage: Eukaryota; Fungi; Ascomycota; Saccharomycetes; Saccharomycetales; Saccharomycetaceae
Source: the annotation of a GenBank genome assembly
AUGAUCGGGGUUUUUGGCCGUCUGGCAGCCAAUGUGCUAAAGCCACGCGUCUCAACCACGAUCGGUAGAUCUACAGUGCACACAUUUCAAGGCCACAGGCUUUCGACGCAGUCAGCAAUGCCUCUUAUAACACUGCUGAAGCCUAUACUGCCAAUGGAACCAAACACAGCAACAGAGGAGAUGUUCACAGAUAGUGUAAUGCGGAAAAGACGACUAAAGAUGAAGAAACACAAGCUGCGGAAGAGAAGAAAGAGACAAAAGGCUGAGAAGAGAAAACAAUCGCAAGGUAAAUGA